This is a messenger RNA of Cannabis sativa, 2361 nucleotides long. Its product is annotated as glycosyltransferase BC10. The transcript has 11 exons. Lineage: Eukaryota; Viridiplantae; Streptophyta; Magnoliopsida; Rosales; Cannabaceae. The coding region runs from base 581 to 1774 and encodes 397 amino acids. Gene Ontology annotation, molecular function: glycosyltransferase activity. Gene Ontology annotation, cellular component: membrane. The record is from RefSeq and is a predicted model, not a curated record.
GAUGUGUUGAAGCAGAGGGAGACGGAAGAGACGACGGCUUCCAAUUUAAGAGAGAGAGAGAGACGCGCAAAGCAAACGAAUCGUCAAAGGAAUCAUACCAUCAAUAAAAUAAUAUUAAAUUAAACUCUAAAAUAAUUAAUAAAACUCCAAAAUCAAAACCCAUAAAUAGAAAUAAAAAAAUAUAUUACUUCGCCAUUAACAGACUACUCUUCUUUCUCUCACUUACAAACUCACACACACUCUCUCGCUCUCUCUCUCCUCUCUCGGUCUUGGUUUCAGUUUUGGUCCUCUUCUUCCGGUUGAUAUUGAUGUUAUUGUGCCCUAGAUCUUGAGACUUGACUAAGUCAAUAAGGGACGGGUUCUGGUUUCAGAUCUUUCACUGUUUUCCUCGAGAUUCGAAGAUCGCUCCAAGGUCCGACCACGCUCAAUCAGAUAAAUUUUAUGUGAUUCAGUGUGGGAUAUUUCUGGACCGCUACCUAAUCUUCUGUGCUGUUGAUUGCAGAAUUGUUCCUUUAGUUGAUAGCUGUUAGAUAAGCAUCAGUAUCAUCUUGGGAUAAAAAUUGUGAUGCAUUUAUUCUAGAUGAAGACAACUCAGGCUCAGGCGUGGCGUUUAGGCAUGGGAGACAUGCAGAUCUUGCCUGGGCCUCGCCACCGGCCACCUAUGAAGAGGCCAUUAUGGAUUAUUGUGUUGGUUUCUAUGGUCAGUGUCUUCUUAAUAUGUGCUUACAUCUACCCACCACAUAGUAGUGCCGCCUGUUAUAUAUUUUCAUCACGAGGUUGUAAGGCUAUAAUUUCGGAUUGGCUCCCACCUGCGCCUACAAGGGAAUAUACUGACGAAGAGAUUGCAGCUCGUGUUGUAAUUAGAGAGAUUCUGAAUGCACCUCUGCCUCCUGUUCAAUCAGAAAAUCCUAAAGUAGCAUUUAUGUUCCUGACCCCCAGUUCAUUACCUUUUGAGAGGCUUUGGGAUAAAUUUUUCCAGGGUCAUGAAGGAAAAUUUUCUGUUUAUGUUCAUGCAUCUAAGGACAGACCAGUGCAUGUGAGCCGACACUUUAUCAAUCGGGACAUUCGUAGUGAUCAGGUUAUCUGGGGAAAGAUUUCCAUGGUUGAUGCAGAGAAACGAUUAUUGGCAAAUGCUCUCCAAGAUCCUAGUAACCAGCAUUUUGUCUUACUUUCUGAAAGUUGUGUACCUUUGUAUAGUUUUGACUACAUCUACGACUAUCUGAUUAAUACAAACAUCAGCUUCGUUGAUGCCUUUGAGGAUCCCGGUCCACAUGGAAAUGGAAGGUAUUCAGAACACAUGUUACCUGAAAUUGAGAAGAAAGAUUUCCGCAAGGGUGCACAGUGGUUUACAAUGAAGCGCCAGCAUGCUGUGAUAGUACUGGCAGACUAUCUUUACUACUCAAAAUUUCGGGAAUACUGCAGGCCAGGUUUGGAGGGGCACAAUUGUAUUGCUGAUGAACAUUACUUGCCAACCUUUUUCAACUUGGUUGAUGCUGGUGGCAUUUCCAAUUGGUCAGUAACUCAUGUUGAUUGGUCUGAGAGAAAAUGGCACCCUAAAUCCUACAGGGCUCAGGAUAUUACCUCUGAACUUUUAAGGAAUAUAACGUCGGUUGAUGUGAGUGUGCAUGUUACUAGUGAUGAUAAGAAGGUAGUGCAGAGAUGGCCUUGCUUGUGGAAUGGUAUGCAACGGCCGUGUUACCUAUUUGCGCGGAAGUUCAUGCCAGAUGCUCUAGAUAACUUAUUGCACCAUUUUGCCAAUUAUACAACGAUUUGAGCACGAUAUUUUUGACUAUAUUCUUUGGUCGGAUUGGCUGAUGCUUUCGACCCUAUUUGCUCCGUCUUGGUUUGCCAUAUAGCUUUUAAAGAUGUAAAUUGCCAAAUUAUUGAGGCAUGAUUUUCCCCUACCACAAUUCUUAAGUGAAAAAGGGCAACUAGCAGAGCAGUCAGUUAGCUAGGGUGACCUGAGUCAGGCAGGACGCUAACAAGGUUAGAGUUGCUUCUCUAUGAGAAUGGGUGACUUCUUGUCUCUAUGACCGCUCCGUUUUCGGGUUUUGGGCUUUCUUUGUACUAGCUUUAAGAAGAGAAUCUUUUGGGGGAAACACCUUUUGUUGAAUUUUUUUUUUUUUUACUUUUUUUAAGUUUGGUCUUUUGUAAUAGAUGGAAAAUGUGAAGUUGCAAAUAUAACAAAACUAUAGCUCCCUGAUUCAUGCUUCAACUCGUAAAUUUCUGCGUCAACCAAACCAACCAGUGUGCUUGUGGAUGAAACUUUAGAACAACGGCAUUUAUUAUUCAACCGGAGAACAUUGAAUUUUGUACAGUUUUCAGUUGCACAAACUGCCUUUACUUAAGAUAUUAAUUUUA